Molecule: messenger RNA, 6505 nt
Organism: Varanus komodoensis (Komodo dragon)
Lineage: Eukaryota; Metazoa; Chordata; Lepidosauria; Squamata; Varanidae
Gene: PPP6R3
Product: protein phosphatase 6 regulatory subunit 3
Exons: 23
Coding region: 887-3505 (872 amino acids)
Cellular component (GO): cytosol; nucleus
Molecular function (GO): protein phosphatase binding; protein phosphatase regulator activity
Source: RefSeq, a predicted model, not a curated record
UGCUUACUUGUGGAUGCUUACUUCCACACUGGGUUUGGUGGAACUUGUAUCUAAGGAAAUGUGCAUGGGAUUGUAAGUACAGAUGUUCUUCUGAAAACGCCAUCUUUGAAACUGUUUAUUGUUCUUUGGGGUUAGUGUUGAAAACAUUUUAAUGGGUAUAGAGUAGAUCUUGCAUUUUAAGUUGAAGUUAACCUGCAUUUGUCAACAAGAAAAGAUUGCAGUGGCCUGACAAAUAAGCCAAUGUUUGACUUCAGCUUUGAGUGAGUGAGUUGAGAGAGAGAGAGAGAGAGAGAGAGAGAGAAUGAUAUUUGAUGUAUAAAACUUGAACAACCUGUGUAAGUGCACUAAUAUUUUAAUUGGUUAGUGUUUAUUGAUUGCUAACCUCUGGUCAUUUCUGCCUUUUUAAUCUUUUCAUGUGAUACCUUAGGCUUAAAUAUCAAUAUAUAUAAAACAGCAAAUACUACAUAUCAGGGAUGUGCACCCGAUAUUCCACAAAGAAAAUGGAAUAUUAAGAUGGUGGUGGUGGCUUUGCAUGACUAAAAUUCCAAGUCAUCCUUCUGAAUCCCCUUAUUUUAUACCAACUAGAUAUAACACAUCUUAGAUAUGAUUGGCACUAACAUCCUAAGCACAUGCGUUUGGAAACACACAUUGCUGGUUUCAGUGGAAUUAACUUCUAAAUAAAUAUGUUAGACUGCAGCCUAUUUUAAAAGGCCUGUGCAUCAGAGGUAGGGCCCCAUAGAUUUUACCUGGCCUUGUUAACUCUGAUUUCUCUACAGAAGCCACAUACAUACAUAUCUCUUUAGUGCUGAGAACAUCACGUGCUCAAAUGAGUGCUGUCCUGUGUUUAAUACAAGGUGAUCCAGAGCAGGUUUAAUACAGGACCAGCAUGUUUUGGAAAUUUGAUCUUCACUCAUCAUCCCACAUAGACACACUUCUAGAGAGAGAAGAUGUAACUCUGAAGGAAUUGAUGGAUGAAGAAGAUGUUUUACAAGAGUGCAAAGCUCAAAACCGCAAACUUAUAGAGUUUCUUUUGAAAUCGGAAUGUCUGGAAGAUUUAGUUUCAUUCAUUAUAGAAGAGCCACCUCAAGACAUGGAUGAAAAAAUCAGAUACAAGUAUCCAAACAUAUCUUGUGAGCUGCUUACUUCAGAUGUUUCACAGAUUAAUGAUAGACUGGGAGAAGAGGAAUCAUUACUAACAAAACUGUACAGUUUUCUUUUAAAUGAGCCUCCUCUAAAUCCUUUAUUGGCCAGUUUCUUCAGCAAGGUGCUAAGUAUCCUUAUUAGUAGAAAACCGGAACAGAUUGUGGAUUUCUUAAAGAAAAAGCAUGAUUUUGUAGACCUCAUUAUAAAGCAUAUAGGGACCUCUGCUAUUAUGGACUUAUUACUCAGGCUGCUGACAUGCAUAGAACCUCCACAGCCCAGACAAGAAGUAUUAAAUUGGCUAAAUGAAGAGAAAAUUAUUCAGCGGCUUGUGGAAAUUGUGCAUCCUUCUCAAGAUGAAGAUAGACAUUCAAAUGCAUCCCAGUCACUCUGUGAAAUUAUACGUUUGAGUAGAGACCAGAUGCUACAAGUGCAAAACAGUUCAGAGCCAGAUCCACUGCUUGCAACACUAGAAAAAAAAGAAAUAAUUGAACAGCUGCUAUCAAAUAUUUUUCAUAAAGAGAAAAAUGAAUCUGCGAUAGUCAGUGCAAUUCAGAUACUGUUGACUUUGCUGGAAACAAGACGGCCAACAUUUGAAGGUCACAUAGAGAUUUGCCCCCCGGGUAUGAGCCACUCAACAUAUUCAGUCAACAAGAGUGUAUUAGAAGCCAUAAAAGUACGACUUGUAUCUUUCCAUGAACUUCUCUUGGAACCCCCCAAAAAAAGCGUCAUGAAGACAACAUGGGGUGUGUUGGAUCCACCAGUAGGAAACACCAGGUUAAAUGUGAUUAGGUUAAUAUCCAGCCUUCUGCAGACAAAUACAAACAGUGUAAACCUGGAACUUAUAGAGCUCAAUAGCAUAGGAGUAAUACUGGACAUGUUUUUUAAGUACACAUGGAAUAACUUUUUGCAUACUCAAGUAGAAAUUUGUAUUGCAUUGAUCCUUGCAAGUCCUUUUGAAAGCACAGAAAAUGGUACAAUCUCAGAACAGGAUUCUGUUGGAGACAACCUUUUGCUGAAACAUCUUUUCCUUAAGUGCCAUUUAAUAGAACGGAUACUUGAAGCUUGGGAGAUGAAUGAGAAGAAACAGGGUGAAGGAGGAAGACGAUACGGCUAUAUGGGUCACUUAACAAGAAUAGCUAACUGUAUUGUGCAUAGUACUGACAAAGGGCCAAACUGUACUCUAGUACAGCAGCUUAUUAAAGAGCUUCCAGAUGAAGUCAGGGAGCGAUGGGAGACUUUCUGCACAAGUUCCUUAGGCGAAACCAACAAAAGAAACACAGUGGAUCUAGUUACUACCUGUCAUAUUCAUUCAUCCAGUGAUGAUGAAAUCGAUUUUAAAGAAACUGGUUUCUCACAGGAUUCUUCCUUGCAACAAGCCUUUUCUGAUUAUCAGAUGCAACAAAUGACGUCCAAUUUUAUUGACCAGUUUGGCUUCAACGAUGAGAAGUUUGCCGAUCAGGAUGAUAUUGGCAAUGUUUCUUUUGACCGUGUAUCAGACAUCAAUUUUACCCUCAAUACAAAUGAAAGCGGCAAUAUUGCUUUAUUUGAGGCAUGCUGCAAGGAGAGAAUACAGCAGUUUGAUGAUGGUGGUUCUGAUGAAGAGGAUAUCUGGGAAGAGAAACAUAUCGCUUUUACAUCAGAAUCUCAGAGAAGAUCCAGCUCGGGCAGUACAGACAGUGAGGAGAGUACAGAUUCCGAAGAAGAGGAUGGAACAAAGCAAGAUUUGUUCGAAUCAAGCACUAAUACAGAAGACAAGAUGGAAGUAGAUUUGAGUGAAGCACCUAACUGGUCAGCUAACUUUGAUGUUCCCAUGGAAACCACUCAUGGUAGCAAUCUGGAUUCUGUUGGAUCUGAUGUAUGGAGCACAGAAGAACCUAUGCCAACAAAAGAAACUGGCUGGGCUUCAUUUUCAGACUUCACAUCGCUAAGUUCGAAAGAUACCCUAAGAAGUAACUCACCUGUGGAAAUGGAAACCAGCACUGAGCCAAUGGAUCCUUUGAGUGCAAAUGCAGCUGCACUUGCAACUCAACCAGAAGCUGCAGGAAGUGUUGCAAUGGAAGCUGGUUCUGAUGGAGAAGAUGAUGUGGAAAAUGCAGACAAGGUGACUGAGACAGUAAUGAAUGGCAGCAUGAAGGAGACCCUCAGCCUUACUGUAGAUGCUAAAACUGAAACAGCUGUCUUCAAAAGUGAGGAAGGAAAAUUGUCUACCUCGCAAGAUGCUUCUUGUAAAUACGUGGUGGAGGAAAACACAGAAGCUGGAGAAGAAAAUGCUAUCACUCCACAGACUGCUUGCACCAGCCUAGAACAGAGGACAGAUCAGCAAGCUCUUCUAUCAGAGGCAUCUGUUAAUGGCCCUGUAUGAUAUGUGAUUUCGACUGCCGUUGGCUGAAGCUUAUGAACUGAUAUCCAAGGAUUUGGGUCUCUUGAGGAUUUCAUCUAGAGCCUAUUGGAGCCAGUCACUGCUGCACUAAAUUCACAAGGGAUCAGGACCAGCAACAUUUAUAUUCUAGAUUUUAAGACAUUGUACAGAAAUUCAUAAGUGUAAAAAUUGCACAUUGAGAAAUACCAAGAAUUUUUUUGCGUAUGUUUAUAUUGUAUUGUUCUAAAUGAUGGGUGGCCUGUGAAAUAAGAUCUUGCUACCCACGUAACAAUAGUAGUGAUACUAUAGUUAAAAUGGCUGUAAGAAUAGUUUUAUAAAAAAGUGAAUACACAAUUCUAAUGUAUUUGAGGCAUAACUAUUUGACAAUUAGUGACCAAAGUAUUUAGCAGUUUUCAUAAUAUUUUCACCCUAAAAAAUCCUGAAGUCCAUGUUUCUUUCAGUUCGGCAAAGAAUUGUUCAGAUGCAAUGCCCUUUAAAUGUUUUGAUUGUUUUAGAUUUAAACAAUGAUUCAAAAGGAAUUUUUGGUGUUCAGCAUUUUACAGCAGGCUUUCAAUUGGUAAUUGUUUCCCGUAUUGUUUAAACCAGAUCAAAAUGUAAGUCUAUUGGUAGAGAUUUUAAGUAUUUAUUGCUACAACUUAGUUGACAAAUUGAUGUUAUUGUAAAGCCAUAUGUUCUGUUAAGUCUUGUUUGCUUGAAACAAUACCUUACAGGUGAAACACUAUAAUAUUUUGAAGUGCACAUGGCUUGUUGUGUAUUUUUAAGUGAUUCACCUACUUUUUAACCCAUUCACCAAGAUGUACUUUAAUUCAGAGCAUUAUAAAAUUAAACAUUUUGGAACAAUCUUCAUAUUUAAAACACUGUCAUUCUUUUGACAAAUCAACUAAAUAUAAUGAAAUGCCCAUGCUGCUCAUGUAAUUACAGUUCAUGUAUUUUAAAGGUAUAAUAUCUUUAAAUAUCAAAAUUGGGCACUUGAGCAUGUUAAUUGUUAUACUUUCACUGUUUUGAUCUGUGUGAAAUUUUUCAUUUGUAAGUUUUAAACCGUUUUUUUCAUACCUGGCUUGUGUAUAUAUAUAUAGUGAUUAUGGAAACUAAUUGUAAUUUAUAAUUUUCUAUGUCAUAAAAUUCCAACCGCCUUCUCAAACAGAAGCAAUAUAAUGUAUAUUGCACAUUAUCUGGUGGAAGGGUUAAAGUACUUCACCUCUUGCACUUUUAGAUGCAAAUCCAUUUUUAUUUCUUUAAUAGAAAGUUAUUCAUUUAUUUUUACAUCAUUUGUUUUCCUGACCAGUAUUUAAAAGCCAAAAGGAUACUCUAAACAAUGGCCAAUGACUUAUUUUAGAAAGUGUCCCAAGCUAUGUGCCUAAUACUACAUUGCAUACAGAAAUAAAGACAAAUGUAUACUGGUACUUUUCUUCUAUCCUCAUUUCUUAAGAUUUCAAAGAAAACAGCAUUCAUGUAGCAUGUCUGCCUUUAUUUCAAAUAAAUGGGCCAGUUAUACUGGAGGACUCUAGAGGAUGUGAAAAAAGAUUGCACAUGCUAUUUCCCCACCAGCCUCAACUACUGCAGUUUAGGUGCCUGCAGCCGCCUAUCACUUAUAGCUACCACUGCUGGGGAAAUCGCAACAUCCCAUUUCUCAUGUUACAGUAGAAGCAGAUGGCAGCUAAAGUAAAUGGCUUUCAAUUAAUAGAUGAUCUUUGUAUAUCCUUAAGUACUGUCUCAAAAGAAUGCAUUAAGGGGAUAACCCACAUUACACACACUUGCUUAAAACAAUGCACUAGGAGCAUCAGGUUUCUUCAUCAAAGGAAUUGUAUGUUACAUAGUUUAUUGCUGCUGUUAAAUUCUUACUCAUGCUAGAAAGAUGUGAAAACAUUAAGCAGUUUUGAACUUGCACUUCCCUCACCGCUACAAUGAACUCAGCAGGGAGAAUUGGGAACAGUGGAUUAGAAAGUGGUAUGCACCAGAUUCUAUCUUUUAAAAUUGCAGGUUCUUCCCUGAUUUUCUAAUAUUAUGUGAAAAAUUCCUUUGAAUGUAACAGGGACUUUUUACUUGUUUUAUGUGCAGCAACAUAUCAACUUUUCACAAACAUGCAUAUGUAAAUAAAGAGCAAUAUUUACACUAUUUAUGGACUAAUAUACAUAAAUCAUUUUCAGAUCUGAAACGGCUGCUAUCUCACAUCUGUGUGCAAAUGCAGGUGACUGAAUAUUUGACCGUGGUACAAACUAACUUAGAACACAAAUGGUUAAAAUUAUUAAAUACAGGAUAAGUGAAAAUUCUUUAAUAAAAAUGUUGGUUGUGCACAUGCACAAACAUUUGAUCUGUGUAGGUUAGCUGCAUAGUCUGACUUUUCAUAAUUGAGCAGCUUUUUACAAACACGGAAUUUACAUGCGAUGUAGGAAAAAUACUGGGACUGCAUUUGUACCAGGAACCUGGAGAAACUUCUUUUCUCAAACAGUGAAAGCUUUUCAUGUAACAACUGAGGCAGGCUGCCUACCUUUUUAAAAAGCCUCAAGCAUCUUGAAUGUCUUGAUGAUCCGUUAUAGUUGAAGUUUUAUUGAGUUGCAGACCAAUGGCUUGCAUUGUUUAGCGCAAUCAAUUAGUAAGAAAUACGUAAAUUUCAAAAUGGGAAACAGUAUGCAUUGUUCUUCUGUCAUAGUGAUAUGAACAUUCUGAAUUUUUCUUAGAAAAUUUAUUUUACAGAUUAUAACAGCUGAAAUAACAUAUUCAAAAACUCAUUGUUAACAACAAUUUAAACUGUCUAUUUUGUGUUUAUAUACUAAACUUUGGUUUUAUUAGUAGUCUUGUCCCCCCAAAUUUGUAAAACUUGUAAAAUAUUAAAUAGUUGCAAAAAUACAAAUGAAGUAAUGCAAUUGUUCCAUCAGGAAGCUGAUUUUUUUUAUGCCUUCUUUCUCUACAGAAUCUCAUAUCUUUGUUCUGUGCUACUGGAACAUGAUGUGCAUUUCUCAUUAAACUCUUCUCAAGCUGGCA